Molecule: messenger RNA, 3402 nt
Organism: Setaria italica (foxtail millet)
Lineage: Eukaryota; Viridiplantae; Streptophyta; Magnoliopsida; Poales; Poaceae
Product: LRR receptor-like serine/threonine-protein kinase GSO2
Exons: 2
Coding region: 36-3212 (1058 amino acids)
Molecular function (GO): protein binding
Source: RefSeq, a predicted model, not a curated record
UGAUUGGAAUUUGGAAACUGCAAACCAGUAGCGCAAUGGCUCCUGCCAAGGAUCGCCUCCACAACCUUCUGGUCCUGCUCUUGUUCAUAGGUUGCCUCUUCGUAGAUGCUGCCGCCAAGCUUAACACCACAGCGCCUUGCCUCCCGGAUCAAGCUUCUUCCCUCCUCCGGCUAAAAGCUUCCUUCAUCGGUGACAACCUACCAUCAUGGCAAGCUGCAACAGAUUGUUGCCACUGGGAGGGCGUCACCUGCGACAUGGCCUUUGGAAGAGUCAUUUCUCUUGACCUCAGUGAGUUCCAACUAAUGAGCAGGCGUCUUGAUCCUGCGCUCUUCAACCUCACCUCUCUCAGGUACCUCAGCCUUGCAUUUGUUGACUUCAGUGGAGUCUCGCUCCCGGCAUCUGGGUUUGAGCGGCUCACAGAUAUCAUUAACCUCGACCUCUCUUAUACCCGUUUUACGGGUAAGAUCCCAAUUGGAAUUGCGUGCCUCAAGAACCUUGUGAUCAUUCACUUGCUUGAUAAUUACGAAUUGUAUUUUGAACGGCCAAGUUUCCAAACCAUCAUGGCAAAUAUGAGCAAUCUGAGGGAGCUUUAUCUUGAUGGAGUGGAUUUACAUAACAUCGGAUCGGAUUGGUCCACUGUUUUAGCAGACUCCGUUCCCCAGCUACAGAUUCUUAGCUUGUCCGGGUGUCGUAUAUCAGGUUCUAUCCACCCUUCAUUCUCAAGUUUGAGGACGCUUGAUUUGUCCUGGAACCCCAUGCUUUCUGUGAGAUUAACAUAUUUCCCAGCUGGAAACAAUUUGGAAGUACUAAAUCUAGAAGGGACCAAUUUCUCUUAUGACACCCCAUCCUCGUUUGCCAAUCUUGAGUCUUUAAAGACAUUGAGGCUUAGCACGAUGGGAAUUGAUAAUGAACUCGCCUCUUUGAUAUCUGAGCUUCCAGCAUUGGAUGACCUGCGACUCAUUGGAUCAAAUUUGGAGAAACCGGUAUUAUCUUGGGUCAGCAAUCUUACCCAAUUGACAGUCCUGCGGCUUUAUGGUUAUGACUUCUCUAAAUCGGUUCCCACUUGGAUCGGCAAAUUGACAAGGCUGGAAAGUUUGAUGAUAUGGUAUUGCAGUUUCUCCGUGCCAAUACCAUACCAGAUUAGAAAUCUUACUAAAUUGGCAGCGCUGGACUUCUCAAGAUGCGACUUCGAGCAAAGAAUGCCAUCAUGGAUAGGCAAUCUUACAGAGUUGACUUCUUUGACCAUUGAUGAUUGCAGUUUAUCUGGGCCAAUACCCUCAACAAUUGGGAACCUGAUCCAACUUGAAUACUUGGAGUUCUGCGAUACUAACAUCAGCGGAAAAAUUCCGAAGUCUUUGUUCGCUCUUCCAGUCCUGCAGUGUCUUCGUCUAGCUGAGAAUCAGCUUGUUGGCUCACUAGAAGACAUUCCUGCUCCUUUAUCAUCACCAUUGUGGGAGAUCGAUUUACAAGGUAAUCAAUUGACAGGUCCAAUACCAAAAUCACUUUUUCAGCUCACGAAUCUUGAGUAUCUCAAUCUUGGCUCGAAUAAAUUGAUAGGCACAAUAGAACUCGGCUCUAUAUGGAGGUUGAAAAAUCUCACUUAUCUCGACCUGGGUAACAAUAUGAUAUCACUUGUAGAAAAAGAAGGUGAUACGAUAUUCUCUUAUUCCCUUAAAAUCCAGACCUUAUACCUUGCAUCUUGCAACCUUACAAAAUUUCCGGAACCAUUAAAAUAUCUUGACACUAUUCAAUAUCUCGACCUUUCUAAAAACCAAAUCGAAGGGGCCAUACCAAGUUGGGUGUGGGAGAAACCACUGCGUCAGUUGAACCUCUCACACAACAUGUUUACUACUUUAGAGAAGUCUCCUACUGUUCAGAUGACACAUUUAAAUUCUCUUGAUCUCAGUUCUAAUAGAAUUCAAGGAAGCAUACCAAUACCAUCAACUCCAUCCGACCUGAUUCUGUUGGAUUACUCAAAUAAUAACUUCUCUACCAUUGAACCUCACUUUGGCAGGUAUCUUAGAAAUGCCAUCUACAUCAAUUUGUCAAAAAAUAAAUUAAGUGGCCAUGUCCCACUUUCAUUUUGUAGUUUAAACAAACUUGAGCUCAUGGACUUAUCUUACAAUAACUUUAGUGGACCAAUUCCAUCAUGUCUUAUGGAAAGAGUUUACCUGAGCAUAUUGAAGUUAAGAGGAAACAAAUUACAUGGCGUGCUACCUGAAAAUAUUAGAGAAGGAUGUAAGCUUCAGACAAUUGAUUUCAAUGAAAAUCAAAUUGAAGGUGCGCUACCUAGAUCACUAGCAAAUUGCCAAGACUUAGAGGUUCUUGAUGUUGGCAGUAAUCAUAUUGUAGAUUCAUUUCCAUCAUGGAUGGGUACUCUUCCAAAGCUUCGAAUUCUUGUGUUGAGAUCUAACCAACUGUAUGGCACUAUAAGGGAUCUUCGCAGUGGCUACCAACACUUCACAAGUUUGCAAAUAGUUGAUUUGGCCUCCAACUAUUUCUCCGGUGACUUACAUUCUGAAUGGUUUGAGAAUUUUAUUUCAAUGAUGAAUAACAACAAUGAUGAGGGGCAGAUAUUAGAGCACCAAACAACUGCAUUAGAGGCACCAUUGUAUCAAGAUACUGUCACUAUCACAUUCAAAGAUGCUGCUUUAAGCAUCACCAAAAUCCUUACUACUUUCAAAGUAAUUGAUUUCUCAAAUAACUCAUUUGAGGGUUCCAUUCCAAGUUCAAUUGGAAGGCUUGCUUCACUUCACGGACUUAACAUGUCGCACAAUAACUUCACGGGAGAAAUUCCAUCACAACUUGGGAAGUUAACAAGGUUGGAAUCAAUAGAUCUCUCUUGCAACCAUCUCUCAGGAGAAAUUCCACAGGAGUUUACCUCCCUAACUUCUCUUUCCUGGUUGAACCUUUCAUACAACAACUUGACUGGAAGAAUACCGCAGGCAAACCAAUUCUUGUCAUUUCCCAGCAGUUCGUUUGAAGGCAAUGGUGGCCUAUGUGGAAUUCAGCUUUCCAAGGAAUGUGACACUCGUCCAGAUUCAACCACCCCAAGCACAUUGGCUCCAGAACGCAAUACUUUGUGGCAGGAUAGACUUGAUGCCAUCAUUUUGUUCCUCUGUGCUGGCUUGGGCUUUGGCGUGGGUUUUGCAUUGGCAAUCAUAUUCGGUCCCUUUUACCACAUAGAAGAAUGGCUUUGCAAGCAUUUGUAAUAGUAAUAUAAGUUUUCAACAAGAAUAAUUAUAUGUUUGUGUUGUACUCGUUAUUAGACGAGACAUUUUAAAUCCACUCAUUUGUAAUUACGUUGUAACUAGUCCAUCAACCCGUACUUCCGCAUGGGUCAGUAUUUUUAAAAGCUGUUGUAUUUGAAAAUUAUUUAGAAAUUAAACUCCUUGCUAAUAA